UAGAAAUUAGGUUUUAUAAUCAUUAAUAUUAAAUUAAAUUACAUUACAAUUCAUUAAUUAUUAUCGACCGAUAAACUCUUAUCAUAUAUUGCAGAAAGUUUUAUUGUGUUUAAUUGAAAGUUAACACCUACAUCGUUAUCUCGAUGCGUACUUACUUAUGAAUUAUUAAAUGAUUAAUUACAAUGGCUACAAAUUUUGAUUCCCAGGAUCACUAUAAGUUAUACAAGUUUACUAAAAUACUUGCACUAAAGGUUGUUCAGAUAGUUGUACAAAGCAGACAGGGCAAAAAAAUCACUCAUGAUUAUUCGACUCCAAAAGGUUUCGAAGAUGGUCCACCUUCAUCGCCUAGUAAUUUACAAUGGUUUAAUUUAUCAAUACCAGAUGAACCGGGAAUUAAUACGGAUACAAAACGUGUUUUAAACGGAGAAGUGAUUGAGGCGCUUGCUAAAGUUCUAUGCAUUGAAAUUAUACUUAGGACCAACGAUGGUGAUGAAAUGGUGCUUGAAGUAUGGACUGUUAAAUUACUACCAGGAUGUGACAUUGGCUUAACAUCUGUAUCUACAAUAUACUACAGAAUGAGUAUAAUGCUUAAAUCAACUUUAAGUAUUUCAAGAAUAACACCUGCAUAUAAAUUAUCACGAUCUCAAUUAAAAGAAUCAUAUAAAAUUUCACAUAGAAUUUAUGGUGGUCAACCUAAUUUGGAUGUGUUAGGUGAAAAACAUAAGACUAUUAAAGUUAGUGAAUUGCACACCCCGAUUGGAACAAUACUUAUUGAAGUUGUAUAUAGAACAAAAAUGACUAUGUUACCGGAGGAUAGAGGCAGAUAUAUUGAACACACCACGGUGAAUUCAUGUGGAGAUAUAAUGAUGAAAAGUGAUCAUUUUCCAACGGAAAACCAAAGGAGAAAUCACAUGGAAAAGAAGGAACUUGAUCUGUCAAAACCAUUGACUGCUGGUGCUUUUGUUGAUGUACAAAAAAUUAAAGAGUUACAUGAUUCAUUAUACCAGCAGUUACCUCCUGAACCACCUAUGAGUUGGCUUCUUGCAGAAAAGGACAAAAUGGAAGAGAAAAUGAAACUGUUGACUAUACCUGAGACGCCAGAAGAAAACAAAACUGUAGAUAAUACUGAAAUAGAAGAGGUGCAGGCACAUUCAAGUAAAGCUAUUCAAGUACCAAAGACCAGGGAGAGCAGUAAAUAUACUAGUUUGAUGGACUUUCCAUUUGCUGAAGGCAGUCCAAUAGCGGACCUGGCUAAUUUCUAUCAAGAAUGUCUCCAAGCAAGGUCAGCGACUGAAGACUGGUCGGAGAUAUUAGCUGAUACCUCUGCUUCUUCAGAUUCGGAAUCUCUUGCCAAGCAAUUGAAGAUGUUUGAAGAUGCAGUGCCGGAGUUUGAUAGUAUGGUAGCAUCAAUGUUUAGCAACUCUGAACAAGGGUCUGAUCAUUCUUAAAUAAAGUAAGUAAUCUACCCAUAGGGUAUGUAUAUUAAAGGCCUAUAAAUGGCCAUAAAAAUUAUCAACACUCAUGGAGAUAUUUAAGAGGGAUUAAACUUGUGUGAUAGAAGUAUUUUUUGUGGAAUAACUUGAUUCCCAUUGUUAGAAAAUAGUGACACAUGACAAUUUAUACUUAGAAGUUAUUUUUCUUAAAUACUAAAUAGUUUAAUGCAGUCAUAAUGUUAGAAUUUUUUCGUCUGAUGUGCACCAAAUGUACAUUUAAUUUUUUACAAUACUGCAUUUUGUUGUAUCUAUAGCGAAGUCCAAUUUUACAUCUCUCUAUGUAUGUUUGACUUUGAAUUUAAUUACCAUUCUAAAGUGUUGAAUAUUUCUUCAAAUAUUUUCAAGUCUUGACUUAUACCAAGUAAAGAAAUAUACCGACUUUAAUAAUUUUUGCAUCCCAUUACUAAUAUUACAGAAGUUAUUCAGCUUGAGCUAUGAAAGUAGCUAGAAGUCAAGGAACUACUAAAGCGGAACAUAUGUUCUGGGUCCCUUUAUAUGUAACUGAAUAUACAUAAACAUUAUGUACAUUGUUAGUUUGAUAUCGAGAUUUAAUAAAAUUGAUGAAUUUUAAUUUAGAAUAGAUGAAAUUAUGUAAUAGAGCCGCGGCAGUUUUAUUUAUUUUUGGUACUAUUUGAAUAACCUUUAAACAUUUUCAUGAGUGUUUGUGCAAUUUAUUUAUUCAAUUUUAAUAUAUGUAUAACAAUCACAUACAGUCAUAGAAUAGGGAUGUAGUAACUUAAAUAUUGAUGUGGGUGUAAUCAUAAUAAUUUUCGUCCUUUACUACCAAUAUACUCAAUUCAAUAAUCAUUAUUUACUUAACUUAUUAUGUAAAACUCUGAUUAUGUUGUGUACAUAAAUGCUAUUAACAUUCUAUCAUACCAAUCUCAUUAUUUAUUACAUCAAAUCAUUUCUUAGCAUCAUUAUAGGAGGUUUGCUAAGUAAAUAAACUUAGGAAAGAUAUUUAAGUUAUAGUUUUGUCAGAGAUAUAAAAAAACCCAAAGAUAUGCUGGACAUAUGCCCAUGACAAGAAUCUUUUGAAUUCGUUGCCAGUCAGCAAAUUAUGAUGUUUUUUAUAUAUUUCUACUUUAAUUAAAUCAGCAUCCCUAAUACACUUUCAUGUACAAAACUAUGAUUAUUGUUUAUUAAUAUAUAAUUAAUUUACAAACUAUAUAUUUUAUUAACAGUAUUCUACUUAAAUAAGUAAAUGUACACAUGCAAUAUGUUUAUAGAUAAGGAUAUCUCAGCCGGUGAGUGGCGCUGCUAUCGCGGUUAGUUCUGUUAGAAAAUGUGUAAAACCUUUGGUAAUUUGCAUCUCUGGUGCUCUAUGACAUGUUUUGACAUUUUUUGACGUUGACAGGAGGGCGAGUAGUGAGAUAUCAUAAUUUAGUUUGACUUAUGCCCACCGAUAGAUAUCCUUGUCCACCUAUAACUGGUUUUUAGCAGUGACCACAGAUCUCUAUAAAUGGAUAGAUUAUGAUUUGGAAAUGACAGCUUUUCGAAUUUCCACUUUAAACGGUAAUAUCAUCUAUCUCUAAUAGUGACAAAAUGGCAAAGAUUAAAUAGGCACAAAAUAUCUCGGUUUGUAGCCUCUCCAUGUAUAGAUGUCAGUGAUAGUGACAGUUGUAUUAACACCUAAAGUUGUUUCUGUUUUUUCAAAGACUGUGAGGGAUGACAAGAUGUCAAUACAAGUGUCAAGUGAAAUUAUUAAAUAACUUGUUAAGAAACAAUACCCUGCCAUAUUUUGAGACUAUGAGAAAACCCCAUCAAGUUAAUUGUAAUUUAAUUAUAUUCGCUGUAUAAAACAGCAUUAUAAAAAUGAUCGGGCUAAGUUUUAAAAUAAUUAUAUGUAGUCUAAUUUUUGUUGCAAAACGUACAAAUUCUUUAUGAUUUACACAUUCAGAAUCGUAAAGUGUUGAAAUUAAGCAUCU
Messenger RNA from Papilio xuthus (Asian swallowtail), 3421 nucleotides. RefSeq names its product autophagy-related protein 13 homolog. Lineage: Eukaryota; Metazoa; Arthropoda; Insecta; Lepidoptera; Papilionidae. Gene Ontology annotation, cellular component: Atg1/ULK1 kinase complex; phagophore assembly site; cytosol. The transcript is spliced from 6 exons. The record is from RefSeq and is a predicted model, not a curated record. The coding region runs from base 183 to 1448 and encodes 421 amino acids. Gene Ontology annotation, biological process: piecemeal microautophagy of the nucleus; protein localization to phagophore assembly site; autophagosome assembly.